ACCUAUUUUCUAAAAUUUUGAUAUUAAAUUUGUACAAAAUACAUGUCUAUGUUGAUUUUAGGUGUUAGAGUUGGAUUAGUAAACUUUACCUUUUAUUAAUACUACCACUAUAUAUACGUUGGAAUGUCAUAUCAAACACAGAUUAUCAUCACUUCAACUUUAGCUCUUUUUGUGGGUACAAAUUCUCUCAAAAUGGCUCUCUCCGUAUUUGCCUUUCCUUCUUACAUAUAUAGAAAUCCUUCAAUUAAAUAUUGCAAACCUACUUCUAUGUCUUCUACAAAAACUUCAAAAGUAAGAGCAACAAUUGCAGAGAAAGGUGAAUAUUAUUCAAGUAGACCACCAACUCCUUUACUGGACACAAUCAACCAUCCAAUGCACAUGAAAAAUCUGUCCAUCAAAGAACUCAAAGUUCUUUCGGACGAGUUGAGAUCUGAUGUUAUCUUCAAUGUUUCAAAAACUGGAGGACACUUGGGUUCGAAUCUGGGUGUUGUUGAGCUCACUGUGGCCCUUCAUUACAUCUUCAAUACUCCUCAAGAUAAGAUCCUUUGGGAUGUUGGUCAUCAGUCUUAUCCUCACAAGAUUCUAACGGGAAGAAGAGGUAAGAUGAAGACAAUAAGGCAGACCAAUGGCCUCUCCGGCUACACCAAUCGAAGAGAGAGUGAGCAUGACUCCUUUGGCACCGGGCACAGUUCGACCACAAUAUCUGCAGGCUUGGGGAUGGCUGUGGGCAGGGAUUUGAAGGGGAUGAACAACAGCGUGGUUGCGGUUAUAGGCGAUGGUGCGAUGACAGCUGGACAAGCUUAUGAAGCAAUGAACAAUGCUGGCUACUUAGACUCCGACAUGAUUGUGAUUCUCAACGACAAUAAACAAGUCUCUUUGCCUACUGCUAACUUGGAUGGACCAACUCCACCUGUUGGAGCUUUGAGCUGUGCUCUAAGUAGGUUGCAGUCUAAUCGUCCUCUCAGAGAAUUGAGAGAAGUUGCCAAAGGAGUGAGGAAGAAAUCAAUGCAUCGACUAGCUUCAAAGGUAGACGAUUAUGCUCGACGAAUGACUAGUGGGACUGGUUCAACUCUGUUUGAAGAACUUGGUUUUCAUUAUGUUGGUCCAGUUGAUGGACACAACAUAGAUGAUCUGGUCUCCAUUCUUGAAAAAGUAAAAAGCACCAAACCCAUAGGACCGGUUCUUAUUCAUGUCGUGACUGAGAAAGGUCGCGGAUAUCCCUACGCAGAGAGAGCUGAUGACAAGUAUCAUGGAGUUUUAAAAUUCGAUCCAGCAACAGGUAAACAGUUCAAAAACAUUUCCAAGACUCAGUCUUACACUUCCUGUUUUGUGGAGGCCUUGACUGCGGAAGCAGAGGCAGACAAAAAUAUUGUUGCCAUUCAUGCAGCCAUGGGAGGUGGAACAAUGUUGAAUCUCUUCGAGAGCCGCUUUCCUACAAGGUGUUUCGAUGUUGGAAUAGCAGAACAACAUGCAGUUACUUUCGCUGCUGGUCUUGCUUGUGAAGGACUUAAGCCCUUUUGUACAAUCUACUCAUCUUUCAUGCAACGGGCUUAUGAUCAAGUUGUACAUGAUGUUGAUCUACAGAAACUACCAGUGAGAUUUGCAAUCGAUAGAGCAGGACUUAUGGGAGCAGAUGGUCCAACACAUUGUGGAGCAUUUGAUGUGACGUUUAUGGCAUGUCUUCCAAACAUGAUAGUUAUGGCUCCAUCUGAUGAAGCAGAGCUUUUUAACAUGGUUGCAACCGCUGCAGCUAUUGAUGACCGUCCUUCUUGCUUUCGAUAUCAUAGAGGAAACGGUAUCGGUGUUUCACUUCCUCCUGGCAACAAAGGUGUCCCUCUUCAGAUUGGGAAAGGUAGGAUACUAAGGGAAGGCGAGAGGGUUGCGCUUUUGGGCUACGGAUCAGCCGUUCAAAGAUGUUUAGAGGCUGCUUCUAUGCUUAGCGAACGUGGAUUAAAGAUAACUGUAGCGGAUGCAAGAUUUUGCAAGCCAUUAGAUGUUGCUCUCAUUCGUAGCUUAGUUAAAUCACACGAGGUUUUGAUCACGGUUGAAGAAGGUUCGAUUGGAGGAUUUGGAUCGCAUGUGGUACAAUUUCUUGCACUUGAUGGCCUUCUUGACGGAAAGCUCAAGUGGAGACCAAUGGUACUACCUGACCGGUAUAUCGAACAUGGAUCACCAAUGGAUCAACUGGCUGAAGCUGGCCUCACAGCGUCUCACAUUGCAGCCACAGCACUUAACUUAAUGGGAACACCUAGAGAAGCCUUGUUUUGGGAGUAAUGAGAUCUCCAACAGGCACAGAAACGUUCUUCAAUUCUAUAAGAGAGUGUAUCGAGAAAACCCGCUUAGAAGAAGUAUAUAUUGUAGUUAUUUAACAUCUUGAAUAAAUUCAUUCACAUUCAA
Molecule: messenger RNA, 2397 nt
Organism: Arabidopsis lyrata subsp. lyrata
Lineage: Eukaryota; Viridiplantae; Streptophyta; Magnoliopsida; Brassicales; Brassicaceae
Product: 1-deoxy-D-xylulose-5-phosphate synthase, chloroplastic
Exons: 10
Coding region: 124-2274 (716 amino acids)
Biological process (GO): chlorophyll biosynthetic process; terpenoid biosynthetic process
Cellular component (GO): chloroplast
Molecular function (GO): 1-deoxy-D-xylulose-5-phosphate synthase activity
Source: RefSeq, a predicted model, not a curated record